This is a messenger RNA of Dromaius novaehollandiae (emu), 4927 nucleotides long. RefSeq names its product tetraspanin 18 (gene TSPAN18). Gene Ontology annotation, cellular component: plasma membrane. NCBI's taxonomy places the organism in Eukaryota, Metazoa, Chordata, Aves, Casuariiformes, Dromaiidae. The transcript has 12 exons. The record is from RefSeq and is a predicted model, not a curated record. Bases 648 to 1391 code for a protein of 247 amino acids.
GGCACGGCCGGGAGGUGGAGCCGGCUGUGCUGGCGGCUGCGGCGCUGCGCGGCUGCCGGGCACGGGGCGCGCACGGCAGUGGGAGUCCAGCGCCGCCGGGAGCCGCUGCCGCCGCCGAGGACGCCCCGCCGCCGGCAGUUCGAGUAGGAGGCACAAGGCAUGUCUACACCACACGGAGAAACACGAGGCAGGAAGGCCUGAGCUAGUGGAAACCUGAACCAGGCUGCCCAUACGGUUCAGCUAGGGGCAACGUGUCGGUCUGGAACCCAUGUAAUGGCAAAGCACUCCAGGGUCUGGGAUGAGUGCCAGCACCUACGUGCCCAGAGAUUAAUAGUAAGAAAAAGUGGAUAGAGUGGGAACCCAGCAGAGUCCAGCACCCAGCAGUGAAGGUUGACCAGACUGGAUCAGUGUGUCAAGGACCAGAACCAAGGAUCCGGACUGAGGUGUGUUUAGUACAUCCUGACUUCUGGAGGAGAGCAUUUCUCUGAAGUAUUUCUCUGAAGGCCUGUCCCCUCAAAGUGGCACAGAGGACAAGCUUGGCUACAAAGAGAUUCAUGGGACACACAGACCGUUAAAGACUAGAAAAGAUACUGCACUUCAAGUCCCAGACUUGCAAAGGAAUAAUUGGAUCAAGCAGCCUGGAGACCAUGGAGGGAGACUGUCUGAGCUGCAUGAAGUACCUGAUGUUUCUUUUCAAUUUCUUUAUAUUUCUGGGAGGAGCGUGCCUGCUGGGAGUUGGGAUCUGGGUCGUUGUGGAUCCCACAGGUUUCCGAGAGAUAGUGGCUGCCAACCCUCUCCUCUUCACGGGAGCUUACAUCAUGCUGGCUAUGGGAGCGAUGCUCUUUCUGCUGGGUUUCCUCGGCUGCUGCGGGGCCAUCCGUGAGAACAAAUGCCUCCUGCUUUUUUUCUUCAUAUUUAUUUUGUUAAUCUUCCUGGCGGAGCUUUCAGCUGCAAUCCUGGCUUUUAUCUUCAGAGAAAAUCUGACCAGGGAGUUCUUCACCAAGGAGCUGAAGAAACAUUAUCUGAGGAACAACGACACGGACGUCUUCUCUUCCACCUGGAACUCUGUUAUGAUCACAUUCGCCUGCUGUGGAGUGAAUGGACCAGAAGAUUUUGAAACUCUCUCUCAUGUCUCUCACUUACUUUUGGAAGAAGCGACACCAGAGGCUUGUUGCCUGCGACAGCUCCAGACACGGGAAGGGACAUUUGUCGACAGGGAAGCCUGCCUCAGAGGGGUGGAGAGAUUUCAGAAUCGGCAGGGCUGUUACACUGUGAUCCUGAACUCCUUUGAGACCUACGUGUACCUUGCAGGAGCCCUUGCCAUCGGCGUUUUGGCCAUUGAGCUUUUUGCCAUGAUCUUUGCCAUGUGUCUCUUUCGAGGGAUCCAGUAGGCAGAAGCCUAUCAACUACCACAUUGACCCCAUGUGCUCAGAAGAAAGAAGGAAAAUCAAAAGAAUCAAAACCCGAAAACACCCAAAAACUUUAUUUUUUUUAACAAAAUGGGGUAGGGGGGAAAAAGGAAAAAAAAGAGGGUUGUAAUAUAUGAAUGACCAAAAGGAUUGUACUUCAGGGGCUGGAACUUUGAGGUGAUGUGCACUACACUGUACACCGGACCCUUGCCCAGAGCCGCCUGCAACAGCCGUGGAGAAGGAGCCAAGCACAGUCGAUUGCACUAGAGACGGAAGGAGCCUGCAGGGGGGAGCAGGAGGAAGAGCACAGCUGCUUCUUCUGCAUAUCAGAGCAAGGCCGUGCCUACCAUUCAUGACUUUAUACUGUUUUAGACAGCAAAGGACUGAAGGACAGCAACACAGGGGCUGGAUAAGGCAAUAUGUUGGCCAAAGUAUAUGACUGUCCAGGAGGGUUUGAAACAAGUGGUGGUGGUGGACGAUCUAAGAAACAGGCAGUUGUUGUAUAUGUAAGUCUGGCUUUAGGUAUUAAUUCCCAGCCACAAAAUAGAAGUACAUUCAUCAGUGGAAGCUGACUUCCCAGAGAAGUCAAACACUUCAGUGAGGCUGGCUUUUCUCUGGAGCCUCAAGAAGGGGCAGAGAGGUCCCACUUAAAAAUAGGACUCAUCUAAGACAGGCUGGCUGAUGGUCAAGAGUUUGGUGCAUACCCUUCUGUUUUUGCUUAGAUGUACUGUUUGUUGUUGUGAAAAAGGAGGGGAACAAGUGGUUCCCUGCUGUGUUCCCAUCCCCUGGGGAAAAUAAUGGGUCUGGUGAAGAAUAGUUGAUGCUGCUGCCCUCCUGAGAAGUGGAGGAAAUAGUGUUUAAAUCUUGUCAGCCUUUGCCUUUCACUUCAUACUUGCAAAAAAGAGUUUGUGGUGCUCUGUUAGCUUAAAGAUUUGCAGUGGAUUCCUAUGUGCUUUCCUGCCCCAAGGAGAAUUCCAGGCAUGAUGCUGGGAUGGAAGAGGCUGAGAUUUGUCACCAGCCCCCAUGCCUUAAACUGUCCUGUGGUGUCAUUUCUGCUCAGAGAGUUUCCCCUUGAGCCCCUGAGCAUCAAGUCAGAAUUAUUCUAGCAUGUCUGUUAGCUGAGACUGCUUCCUCCCUUGAGAUAGUUUGACAUUUAACUAACAUAUCAUCCACUUAAUCAUUUAGAAAUGAAUUUGAGAAACAUGCCUGGGACUGGACUUCGGUCAUAGGUUAAGAUGGAGCGGAGGCCCCCACAUAGGCUCUAAGAGCACUUAGUGUGUGGCCAAACUGCUUGAGCUGCUUCUCUGGUGCUGGCAAUCGACCCUGACAGGGCAUCAAUUUCUCUCAUCUGGAAGCCUCAACCCCCUUUGCAUUAAUUGUUUGUCCGCUCACUCCCUGACCCCAACCUCAUUUUGUUUGGAGGAGGGCAGAAGCAGCUGUGGGUUCCUUGUUUAGCUUAGGUCUUUUUACAGCCUCUGAUUAAGAAGCUCUUUUAUAUAGGGUUAAACAAGGCCUUCUGGGAGCUGUAACCACUGGCAAGGAAGGAGAGGGUGGAGGAGGCAGCAGUGCAGAGCCAGAAGCAGUAACUUCCAGCCCCAGCUUGGCAGCAGCAGGUACUUUGGCUGUUCCCUUACAGCACUGGCUCGCUGGCCUUUCAGCUUUCCCAAGGGCACUGCACGGAUGCUCGUGAUUGAACCUGCAGAUGAUGAGGAAGGAAGGAAACCAGCAAAAAAGACUGGAUCAUAAUAACCAAGGAUCCUGGCUAAAUGUCCGGGUUGGGGAAUCAGGAUGCUAAAAAACAGGAAGGAGGCAGUAGAGCUUUGCAGAGCUUUGUUUGUUUGAGAACAAUUUGUUCAUCAGCAGGCAAAGGGGCCAGGGCAGCUAGAGCAGGCCCCCCCCCCCUCCCCAAACCACAGCCCAUGUAUUCCAGCACUGGAAUAUGAGGCCAGGACUGCUGAGCGGCCUCAGAUGUUGUAUUAAACCUCAUGGAAGGCUUUUCUGAGCAGUUUCCCUCUGGACCUGUUUUUAAUGAUGCAGUUUAGCAUGAAAUUUUGCUCUGUUGUUUAAUGAAGGAAAACAGUUUGCUAGCCAAAACCAGCAAUAUUUGUGCCUGACAGCAGGUGCUGCUCUUAAGAGAGGAAAAAAUCUGUUGCAUCUACUAGUCUUACAGGGAAUGGGCCACCGCCCUGGAGCCAGAAUCCAGCUGAAGGACAUCUCAUCAGUUCUGGGUCUGCCUCAGGAGCUGGUGUCAUAAUUGCUCUGGUAGAGCAACUCCCAGGGGAGGAAGAAAACCAUGACGAGAGAUGUUAAUUUGGAUGGAGGUGAGCAAGAUAAGCAGAGCUGCCACUCUUUCCCACUCCCCUUGUCUCCAUUUUUUUUUCCCCUUUAUCCUCAGUUUCUUGUAAAAAAGUUCUGGCUGCCUCUGGCCAGGACUUGGAGGGAGAAAGCCUCAUUUUCUGCAGGGGCAGCUGGGUUGAAGACAAAAAAGCACUUUUUCCCACCCAGUGGCACAGGGGAAAUAACACAGGGCAGCCACAGCCCUAAGUGAUAAAUAGCCUAGACUGAAAUAUCUUCAACAGCUCCCCUAUCCUUCUAUUAUUCUGGCCUUUGUGCAUUUUUUUCCCCCCUCUCUCUUACCUUGUAUGAUCCCUUAGUGCCCUUUUUCUGGAUGAAGACUUCAAAUCCUCUCUGCAGUUGGCUAGUGUACCACUGGGAACACAGCUUGAAACCAAAGCAAAGGCCAGAGAGCACAUUUUAAACAAGAAAUGGAGAGAGCUGCAAAGAUUUGUGGAAGUCAGAGAAGACCUGUGGAAGUAGGUAACGGGAAAUUCCUUCUGCCUAAGGGAUUUAAUGAAUAAGCAAGCCCAGAAGGCAGACUCCUGGGGUUUGGCAAGGCAUGUAAAUUUAGGGUUUUUUUGUCCAUUAGUUAUGUGGCCACCCCCCUGUGUUGUACAGUAGACAGUUCUGUGUUUUUCUCUUUCCAGAACAGUAGGCAGGAGAAGCAACUGUAUUUUUAUAUUUGUUCUUAACAGCUCUGGCAAGUUCUUUUGGGUCAGGGCUCAAGCUAAAUUCACUGUUUGUUGCAGAGCUCUGGGCAGGCUGGGGACCAGAGGGAGCUGCCGUGCUGCCGGUUCCUGGGCUGUAUGCAGCACUGUGACCGCAGCCCAUGCACCUUGGAUGUAAUUAUUAGAGAGCAGUUUGUGGCUGUAAGCCAAAAGCCCCUUGCAGCACCCCUGCCUCCUAGCUGUUAUUUAAGGCUCAAAUGACUGUCACAAAUGCCUGGGAAAAGGGCUGCGUGUGAAAUAAUGUUUGAAAUCUAUUUUAAGAAACUGUAAAUGUUCUUUUUAUUAGAUAGUGGAGCUAAUUUAUCCUGUAUUCCCUACUGUAAUGCUUUUUUAUAUUGAAAGGAAUUUUUUUGGUAAUAUAAACCAGAACACAAGCCUUGAAGCACUCUCGGCACGUUUUUUUGUGUGCGUUUCUUAAAAAAAAAAAUAAAAGAAAGAUAUUGUGACAGUGAA